This is a messenger RNA of Cygnus olor (mute swan), 7174 nucleotides long. It is a transcript of the gene NRG1, whose product is annotated as neuregulin 1. The coding region runs from base 645 to 2705 and encodes 686 amino acids. The record is from RefSeq and is a predicted model, not a curated record. The transcript is spliced from 10 exons. Gene Ontology annotation, biological process: animal organ development; activation of transmembrane receptor protein tyrosine kinase activity; cell differentiation. Gene Ontology annotation, molecular function: chemorepellent activity; protein tyrosine kinase activator activity. Lineage: Eukaryota; Metazoa; Chordata; Aves; Anseriformes; Anatidae.
CGCGCUCCCUCGCCGCCGCCGCUGUAACGCGACAGGAUGCUGCUGCUACUGUCACUUCUGCCGCUGCCGCUGUUGUUACAGAUUUUGCUUUUGCUCCUUCUACCGCAUGACAAUUGUUUUCCUCGCCUAAGCAGAUACCAGCCUCAGAUGCUCAAGGUGAGAGUCUUGCCUUUCGCUCUGGGCUAUUGGUUCACUUAAUCUGGUCAAUUUGUUCGCUCGUUCGUGGUUUUCUUUCUCUCCACCCUCCUUCCCCCCGUUUUGUUUUGUCGUGCUUGCUUUCAGGGGGACGUUCUCUCCCUCCCUCAGAAGAGCUGGAAUUGCUUGAGAGGCGUUUGAGGAAUUAUAAAAGUGGCCAGGAGACAGGAGCGCAGUAAUCGCAGAGCUGCUCUUGCUUCGGAGAGUCAGCGAGAGCGGCAGAGGGCUCGGGGCGGGGGGCAGGGAGGCCUCAUUUUCCCCGUGCAUCCCUCCUCUCCCAGUUCGGAUGGUGUUGCUGGGCUCGGACCUUUUGUUGCCUCCUACUCUGUGAUUUUCGCAGAGCGCUGCGAAUAUUACUACCGUCUCUUUUUGUCUGUGUCUCACAGUAAUGGACUGUGGUAGAGUUAAGGCCUUUUGGAGGUGAGCUGUGUGAGAACUGAUGCUUAAACAUGUCUGAAGUAGCCGCCGACACUUUCCCAAGCCCCUCGGCUCAGCUGAGCCCUGACGCGUCCCUCGACGGGCUCCCGGCUGAGGAGAACAUGCCGGGGCCCCACAGAGAGGACCGGAGGGUCCAGGGGGUAGCAGGCCUUGCUGCGACCUGCUGUGUGUGCCUGGAGGCAGAGCGACUCAAGGGCUGCCUCAACUCCGAAAAGAUCUGCAUCGCCCCUAUCCUGGCGUGCCUGCUCAGCCUCUGCCUCUGCAUUGCUGGCCUCAAGUGGGUCUUUGUGGACAAGAUUUUUGAGUAUGACUCUCCUACCCACCUUGACCCCGGGAGGAUAGGACAAGACCCAAAGAGCACUGUGGAUCCUACAGCUCUGUCUGCCUGGGUGCCUUCGGAGGUGUAUGCCUCACCCUUCCCCGUACCUAGCCCUGAGAGCAAGGCUGAAGUGACAGUGCAAACUGACAGCUCGCUCGCGCCCUCCAAGCCCUUCUUUCUCCAGCCUUCUCUCUACAACCGCAUCCUAGAUGUCGGGUUGUUGUCCUCUGCCGCACCUUCGCUGUCACCAUCUGCCCUGGAGCCUACCACCGCGUCCCAGGCGCAAGCAACAGAAACCAAUCUCCAAACUGCUCCAAAACUUUCUACUUCUACAUCUACAACUGGGACAAGUCAUCUCACGAAAUGUGACGUAAAGCAGAAAGCCUUCUGUGUAAACGGGGGAGAGUGUUACAUGGUUAAAGACCUCCCAAACCCCCCAAGAUACCUGUGCAGGUGCCCAAAUGAAUUUACUGGUGAUCGCUGCCAAAACUACGUAAUGGCCAGCUUCUACAAGCAUCUUGGGAUUGAAUUUAUGGAAGCUGAGGAACUGUACCAGAAACGGGUGCUGACCAUAACUGGCAUUUGCAUUGCUCUUCUAGUAGUUGGCAUCAUGUGUGUGGUGGCCUACUGCAAAACCAAGAAGCAGAGGAAAAAGUUGCAUGACCGCCUUCGGCAGAGCCUCCGCUCGGAGAGGAACAACGUGAUGAACAUGGCCAAUGGGCCGCACCACCCCAACCCACCACCAGACAAUGUCCAGCUGGUGAACCAGUACGUUUCAAAAAAUGUAAUCUCCAGUGAGCGUGUCAUUGAGCGAGAAACAGAGACCUCGUUUUCCACGAGCCACUACACCUCAACAACACAUCACUCCACAACAGUCACCCAGACGUCCAGCCACAGCUGGAGUCACGGCCACACUGAAAGCAUCCUCUCCGAAAGUCACUCGGUGCUUGUCAGUUCCUCUGUGGAGAACAGCAGGCACACCAGCCCGACGGGGCCACGGGGCCGCCUCAAUGGCAUUGGUGGGCCACGGGAAGGCAACAGCUUCCUCCGGCAUGCAAGAGAGACCCCUGACUCCUACCGAGACUCUCCUCACAGUGAAAGGUAUGUCUCAGCUAUGACCACACCAGCUCGCAUGUCACCUGUUGACUUCCACACUCCGACUUCUCCCAAGUCCCCCCCAUCUGAAAUGUCACCGCCGGUUUCCAGCUUGACCGUCUCCAUCCCUUCGGUGGCGGUGAGUCCCUUUAUGGAAGAAGAGAGACCGCUGCUCCUGGUGACUCCACCACGGCUGCGUGAGAAGUAUGACAACCACCUUCAGCAGUUCAACUCCUUCCACCACAAUCCUGUCCAUGAGAGCAACAGUCUGCCACCAAGUCCUCUGAGGAUAGUGGAGGAUGAGGAGUACGAGACCACGCAGGAGUAUGAACCAGCACAGGAGCCUCCAAAGAAACUCACCAACACCCGGCGGGUAAAAAGAACAAAGCCCAAUGGCCAUAUUUCCAGCAGGGUGGAAGUGGACUCCGACACAAGCUCUGAGAGCACCAGCUCUGAGAGCGAAACAGAGGAUGAAAGAAUAGGUGAGGAUACACCAUUUCUGAGCAUACAAAACCCCAUGGCCACCAAUAUGGAGCCGGCCACUGCGUACCGGCUGGCUGAGAGCAGGACUAACCCAGCAAAUCGCUUCUCCACACCAGAAGAGUUGCAAGCGAGGUUGUCUAGUGUAAUAGCUAACCAAGACCCUAUUGCUGUAUAAGACAUAAACAAAACACAUAGAUUCACAUGUAAAACUUUAUUUUAUAUAAUGAAGUAUUCCACCUUUAAAUUAAACAAUUUAUUUUAUUUUAGCAAUUCCGCUGAUAGAAAACAGGAGAGGAAAAAAAAACUUUUAUAAAUUAAAUAUACAUAUGUACAAAUGUGUUAUGUGCCAUAUGUAGCAAUUUUUUACAGUAUUUCAAAAAUGGGGAAAGAUAUCAAUGGUGCCUUUAUGUUAUGUUAUGUUGAGAGCAAGUUUUGUACAGCUACAAUGAUUGCUGUCCCAUAGUAUUUUGCAAAAUCUUCUAGCCCUCAGUUAUCCUGGCUUUUUUGUGCACUGCAUUAUAAUGACUGGAUGUAUGAUUUGCAAGAAUAGCAGAAGUCCCUCUGUUUGCUUGUUGUAGAAUCCCCAGAUCAAAAAAAGCCCUCUUAUGGCACUCCCACCCUACUCACCUCACCAGAAAAUGACAAAAACAAAAAAAAAAAAAAAGGAAAGAAAGAAAAAAAAUCAACAAAAAAAGAUAUUUUCUUCUACAAGAAGUUUUAUUUUCCUUUCUGUAUAUGAAAUGAGUUUUGUCUGCUCUCUGCCAGCCAAAAGGUUUGCUUCAUUGAGCACUGGGAUAAUAGUAGAUCCAACAGCAUGCUACUAUUAAUUACAGCAGGAUAACAAACAAAACAAAACAAAAACAAAAAAAAAAAGAAAAACAAAAAAAAAUGCAUUAAGUAAUGUUACUUAUAGAAAGAAAGUAAUACUGUGAUUUUAAACCAAAUAUAUUAUUAAUCAGAGGUCAGCUUGUAAUCACUAGGAGCUGCCAUUUCAUUAUUUUCCAGAUACUAAUUGUUCUAGUUAUCCCUUAGAACAUGGGUUUAGGUUAGCUGAAGCUUUGAACCCAGUAUUCUAUUUAAAAGUUAAAAAAAAAAUAAAAAAAAGAAAAGAGAAAAAAAAAAAAGAUUUAUAUUAGUUUAAGUUAAUGGGGCAAAUAUUAUAGCAGAUAUCUGUAACCAAGCAAGGAAGAGAUCUAGCUGGAAAACAAAUGCCACUAAUAAAAGUGCAAUCAGUUUUCACCUCUAUUUUUUAAUGUUGAUUUUUAAGAGAUGGUUUAUUCUUUUUUCCCCUCAGUUUUCUCCUGUUUCUUCCCCUACUCAAAAAGAUCCCUGACAAGCUUCUAGCAAUACCUUGUUAGCAUUGCUUUUGGAGUAAGGGUUAUUCUUGGACACAGAAAUGACUUUCAGGGAAGAAUUUAUCUGCUGAAUAGUUAAAAAGGAUAGGCAGUAGGAAGGACAUAGCAAAAGUACGGAAUUCAUUUCUAGUCACCUUUACUGACUCCAUUAUUUGGGGUGGAGGAGGCCAGGCUGAUGCAAAGGCCAUUUAUGAAGGCAAGCACACCAUGUGGGUUACAGCCGUACUGUGCGUGGCUAUUUGAUAUGAAUGUUUAUGUAGCCACUGAUGGCCUUGAAGUCUUUGACUAGUAAUGAAUAAGGGUGUUGUCGGUGCUGGAGCUGUUGCAUCCAUUCAGACAGAAGCAAAUGGCCUCUUUUGCACUGAAUUCCUAACAGUUUAGUCAGGGUCACUCUGCCUCUUCUCUUCUUUUCAUUUUUGUUGUGUUCAGUUGGCACAGCAUAGACUCAGGAUUGAUGUGGAAAACAAAUGUUUUUCCUAGACUCCGGGGAUUCUGAAAAUGAGAACAUAUGUUCUACAGGUAUUACUGGACUCUAAAUAAGAGCCAUGUCAAGAGAACAAGAAUUUCAGCCAAACUACACUCAUCCUUUGGGCCACGUCCUGGUCCCAGUUAAAUGAAGAGAAAUAAGUCAAGGAAAUUUUGUGAGAUGUAAACCCAAGGAACUAAAGUCCUGACUCAGUAAAUUGUUCAAGCAUAUGCUUAUGCUAAUCCCAGCAAAAGUUAUCUUCAGCAUGUGCUAGACUCCCAUUGACGCAUCCAGUGUAUGCAUAAAGUUAAGCAUGUGUUUAAGAGUUUUGCUGAACAAGAUGUCCUAUUGAUUUGAGACCUGAAAGCAAAGUUUAGUAAAUGAAGCUAUUUAUCAGGAGGAUGAAAAUUAAUGAGUUUCUCACUGUAUAGAUCAAGCACGUCACAUUAGUAAGAAUUUGGAGGAGUCUAACUGACCACCAGAUUCAGCAGAAAAAGAACAAAAAAAACCUUAGAAUAGGAAGAAAAUGAUGACAAAGUUGGAUGCUAGGAUGCUGGUGGUGGAAGCAAAAGACCAGGAAACUAGUACAGCUUUGGGCUACAUGGUGACUGAAAUAGCACUGCUUAUUUGAGAAGUCUAUGGGAGAUGGCAAAGCUUGACAACUACAAACUGUCCAGACUCAAGACCCUUUUGCCAUUUCUUCCCUAGCUGGCAUGUACUUGAACACACUUUGCCUUUGCAGACCAAAACAAAAGCUCUGUUCAAAUUCUACAUACCAUACACUCAUUUUCAUCCCUUUAGUCAUGCCUAUUUAUCUGCAAUCCCAUGCAGCAGUACAUCCACCUCCCCAGUAACUCUACAACUCAGUAGUACAGAGGGCCAGGUGAACUUUACUGAUUGCAGACCACCAGUUUCCAAAAGUUUUGCACUGUUGAGUUUCCAGAGGCACUUGGAAAUCUGUCCUUUCAGUAACAUUUCUGAUACUGCAAAGAUCGUAUGAGACAGACAAGACAGAAAAAGGAGGGCAUAGAAGCAAGAUACUUGCUCCCAAAAUGCCCAUCUUAGUGGCAGAAGAGAGAUUAUAAUGCAGGGCUUUUGUAAUCUCCUCCAGUAUAGAUCACAUACAAGGCCAGCUCACAUUCAGGUGUCUGUGAUAGCCCAGACAGAUUAAUCAGGAUGGAAAAGGAUCUUGCCUUGAAGUGGAGUAAAUUAUUUGACUACCCAAUAGGGCCAGUAGAAAAGGAAGGAGCAAUUGCAUGCCUGGGAGCUGUACAUGUGAGAUUUAUUCAGUGUGAAUCUAGGGGAAAGUGUCACACCUCUUCUGUUGCAGUGCCUCGAAGUCAAAGCGGUGUGCAGUCCCUGCUCCUCCCCCUGGUACAUAUAGUAGUGUGUCAUAGAGUAAGCAUGAAAUUAGGCUGGGGACUUCACACGGACCUAAGAACAAGAAAAUACAAUUGGGGAUAUGGCUGCCUAAGCCCUUAGGUCUUUGGGGAGAUCCCAGCCUUACAGCACAAUUCAUGCAGCAGUGAGUUACGGGAGUUGCCCUGGCUUGGCACUCACAGAAGUGGGAGCAGGACGCGGCCCCCUCCCCUCUGGACUUGUUUUUAGCAUACUGUGAGGAUGGUAGGCAUCGUCCACGUCAGUCAAGUCCACACCCUGAAGUUAGCAAGUCUACAUGGCCACAGGUUCUGCUGGCGGACUGCAGCCAGCUCCUGCUGGCCAAGGUGCUGGAGACUGCAGCAAUGCAGAGCAGAGCCAGCAAGUGCCUACAGGAAAGGCCAGCUCCCCCCUUGGGGAUGUUCGCUUCAUCAACCUGGACCUCUGAGCUAGACAGUCCCAAUGCCUUUGGGCCAAGUCGUUCAGAUUGUCCUGGUUUCUUUUCAUGUCAUUUAACUUAAGCCGUGAGUUUUCCCUGUGUGUGUGUUUAUAUGCAGAAGUUCUCCAGGAAAAAAGGCUUCCUUCAGGGGUGUAUAGCUGGAAGAUGUUGUACACAACCUGGUACAGCCUGCCUGUUCAGCUGGUGUAGAACAUUACAGCUCCACAGAAGUUCUCUUAUAACAGAGAAAAGCCUACUCCCUCCUCUUGGCCCACAUAUUCCCUUCCUCACUUGAGCCACCCCAACACCCCCAGGUUUGAGAGAUCAAUCACUGCCUUUAUCAGGGAACCAGGGAAGCUCAGUCCUCCAAAACAACACUGCAUCUCCCUGCUUCUCUCACACACACUACAAGCAGUUACCUGAACAUCCAGGAUAGCAAACUUGUGUUCCUUCAAAGGACACAUCUCAACCUGUUGGACACUUCCUGGCUCUGCAGUGUGGCUACAUACCAUCAGCUGGGACUUACUUCUAGUAAGAAACAAAAAAAAAGCACCUAUGAAAUGCUGCAGAGAAGGGCAGACAAAGAACAUGGCCAAUUAUCAUCAUUUGUAAUUCUCUAUUCUAUUGUAAAUACAUCUUGUACAUACUUGGAUGUUUUCAUCAUUUACUGUCUUUAUGGAUUAUGUGUUAAAUAAGACUCUCUUAGUUUAUUGUGUAACACUGUAAAUAACAUAACGUCCUUUAUUAUUUAUGCAUAGGCAUCUAACACGCGGAGAAAGUUAUCCUCAUAUUAUUUUAAGAUAUAUGUCAAAAAUAUGUUGCAUUUUUCUUUUUGCUUUGAAAAAAAUUGUAAUAUAUCCUCUUUUUCCCCUCUUUUCCUUUAAAGAAAAAAAAAAGAAUGCUAAUUUAUUGUUCAGGAGAGAAAGGGGAUGUAACUGAAAGGCAAACUGUUCAAAGAACAUGCUAUGGAAGCCACAAGCUACUGAUAAACUAAAGAAUUUAUUAUC